This is a messenger RNA of Puma concolor (puma), 2592 nucleotides long. Lineage: Eukaryota; Metazoa; Chordata; Mammalia; Carnivora; Felidae. The record is from RefSeq and is a predicted model, not a curated record.
AUGCACAGCACCAAGGAGAAGAAUGACAACAACAAAGAUGACCUUCUGCUUAGGAUGGGACUUAAUGAUAAUAAAGCUGGAAUGGAAGGAUUAGAUAAAGAGAAGAUUAAUAAGAUUAUAAUGGAAGCCACAAGGGGGUCCAAAUUUUAUGGAAAUGAGCUCAAGAAAGAAAAGCAAGUCAACCAACGAAUUGAAAAUAUGAUGCAACAAAAAGCUCAAAUUACCAGCCAACAGCUAAGGAAAGCACAAUUACAGGUUGACAGAUUUGCAAUGGAAUUAGAACAGAGCCGGGAUCUGAACAAUACUAUAGUGCACAUUGACAUGGAUGCUUUCUAUGCAGCUGUAGAAAUGAGGGACAAUCCAGAACUGAAGGAUAAACCCAUUGCUGUAGGAUCAAUGAUGAUGUUGUCUACUUCGAAUUACUACGCAAGGAGGUUUGGUGUUCGUGCAGCUAUGCCAGGAUUUAUUGCUAAAAGACUCUGCCCACAACUCACUAUAGUGCCCCCAAACUUUGACAAAUACCAAGCUGUGAGUAGAGAGGUUAAGGAAAUACUUGCUGAUUAUGAUCCCAAUUUUAUGGCCAUGAGUCUUGAUGAAGCCUACUUGAAUAUAACAAAGCACUUACAGGAAAGACAAAAUUGGCCUGAGGACAAAAGGAAGUAUUUCAUCAAAACAGGGAACUCCCUAGAAAAUGAUAAACCUGGAGAAGAAGUGAAUAAAGUGAGGGAGCAGGAGCGAUCCAUCCCUCCACUACUCUUUAAUGACAUUCCUCCUGAUUUGCACCCCCAAGGAAAUCCUUUCCAAGCAAACUCUGAAGAGCAAAAUAAUUCUCAAAUACUCCAAAAUGCGAUUGUUUUUGGAACAUCAGCCGAGGAAGCCGUAAAGGAAAUUCGUUUCAGAAUUGAGCAAAAAACAACAUUGACAGCCAGUGCAGGCAUUGCCCCAAAUACAAUGUUAGCAAAAGUAUGCAGUGAUAAGAAUAAACCAAAUGGACAAUACCAAAUUCUCCCCAGUAGAGAAGCUGUGAUGGAUUUCAUCAAGGACUUACCCAUUAGAAAGGUGUCUGGCAUAGGAAAAGUUACAGAGAAAAUGUUAAAGGCCCUUGGAAUUAUUACUUGUACAGAACUCUACCAACAGAGGGCAUUACUUUCUCUUCUUUUCUCUGAAACAUCUUGGCAUCAUUUCCUUCAUAUUUCCCUGGGUCUAGGUUCAACACUCCUGGCAAGGGAUGGAGAUAGGAAAAGCAUGAGCGUUGAGAGGACAUUCAGUGAGAUGAGUAAAGCAGAAGAACAAUAUAGCUUGUGCCAGGAACUUUGCAGUGAACUUGCUCAAGAUCUGCAGAAAGAAGGAUUAAAGGGUAGAACUGUUACCAUUAAACUGAAGAAUGUAAAUUUUGAAGUAAAAACUCGUGCAUCUACAGUUUCAUCUGUUGUUUCUACUGCAGAAGAAAUAUUUGCUAUUGCUAAAGACUUGCUAAGAACAGAAAUUGAUGCUGAUUUUCCACAUCCCUUGAGAUUAAGACUUAUGGGUGUACGGUUAUCUAGUUUUCCCAAUGAAGAAGACAAGAAACAGCAACAAAGGAGCAUUAUUGGCUUUUUACAGGCUGGAAACCAAGCUCUGUCAGCUACUGGGCAUAUGCUAGAGAAAACUGACAAAGAUCAGUUUCUAAAACCUCUAGAAAUGUCUCAAAAGAAGAGCUUCUUUGAUAAAAAGCGAUCAGAAAGGAAAUGGAGCCAACAAGACACAUUUAAGUGUGAAGCUGUGGAUACACAAAGUUUACAGACAUCAGAUUCAUUCCAAGUUUUAAAGAAGAUGAACGAGAAUUUAGAAACAUCAGAGAAUUCAAAUAAGUCUCAGAUAUUUACCUGUCCCAUUUGCUUUAGGGAGAAAGGAAGCAUCAGUCUGGAAGCCUUUAAUAAACAUGUAGAUGCCUGUCUUGAUGGACCUUCAAUUAAUGAAGACCGUAAAAUGUUCUCAUGCUCACAUGCUUCCUCUACAGAAGUUAACAGGAAAGAAAACGUACAUCAUUCUUUUUCACUCCAUGAGAAGCAGGAUUAUGAAACCCAUCAGAAGCAUUCAGGAAUCAAUUCAGUAGAUUGUGCAGAGCUAGUAGAGACUAAAGGUAACCCACCUAAAGCAGAAAGUGUAGGUGCUUUAAGUGAUAAGCACAGCAAAGAGGAAUGUGCUGUUUUUCCAAGAGAAUCGUUUAAUACUGAGCAACAUUAUCAGAAUUCUUUCUCUACUGUUUUACUGGAAGAUAUGGGGUCAAGUCAGCAAGAAUCCCCCCAGCCUUAUUUACCUGAAGUGAUAAUAACCCAGGCUCUAGUUUGUCCUAUUUGUAACCUGGAACAAAAGACUUCAGAUCUUACCCUGUUCAAUAUGCAUGUGGAUAUAUGCUUAAAUAAAGGCAUUAUCCAGGAACUGAGAAAGGAUAGUCUAGCUAAUCAACCCACAAAAAGCACCAAAAGUACUGAUACCUCAGGCCAAGUACAAAAGACUGCAACAAAAACAAAAAGGCCAGGAAUGUACUCAUCGUCAAAGAAAGUAAAACCAAACCGUCCCAGACACACUCUUGAUAUAUUUUUUAAAUGA